Molecule: messenger RNA, 717 nt
Organism: Haliotis rufescens (red abalone)
Lineage: Eukaryota; Metazoa; Mollusca; Gastropoda; Lepetellida; Haliotidae
Product: adhesive plaque matrix protein 2-like
Exons: 3
Coding region: 90-329 (79 amino acids)
Source: RefSeq, a predicted model, not a curated record
UUUCUUCAAAUUAUUCUUCAAGUAUUCCCCAGUGCUUGAACAGUGGCAACUGUACGGAGACAGCAGGCAAGCAAAGCAUAUGUACAUGCAUGUCUGGCUAUGGCGGGGACACCUGCAAACUGAAAGAUGCAUGUGCAAAGAAUGAAGACUGCUUACACAGCGGGACUUGCAAUGGUACCACAACUCCUAAGCAAUGUGUAUGUGUUAACGGAUACAGUGGACCCACGUGCCAGAAUGGUGCCAGUGUUGAGAAACUGUCUGCUCGGUUGUUGGCCGUGGUGACUGUGUCGAUAUUAAUCAAGAUGCAGUUUAUGAGAGAUCUGCCAUGAUCUUUUGCCUUUAAUAGUUCGACAUAUCUAAGAAAAUUGAUCAGGAAAAUAUAAUUUUGAUACUUUAAUUUUGUAUUUUAUUGACAGCACUGAGAUGCUUAUGCUUAGACAAGUUGUGAAUGUAGCAGUAGUUUGAACUGGUACUCCGUAUUCAUCUAUCAACUGAAAUGAUAAUAAUUAGUUGUCACUGCAGCUAAAACAACAAAAUUCUACUUAGAACUAGUUCGGCUAAUGAUGGCAUGUUACUGAUGACGUGGACCUGUCCCCGAGUGACCACUGACGCAAAGUAAAUGUUAUCAACGUUUUGUUUGCAGUGACAGUAGGAGAUUGUGAAUUGUGAUAUUUGUAACUAUUAUUCGUGACUAAUUUAAUAAAUUCUGCAAGGUUA